UUUCGAGAGUGACGGUCGGUAUUCUCUGAAAGCUCUGGAUUUACUUAGGGUCUCUUGCGGUUUAGAACUGUUAACUUAUAGGUGUAACUGCUAUUAGUGAACUGUCUUACUACCUGGGUUUAUGAGUGCGUACUAGAUUGUUGCUUCUAAUAAGUGUUUUUUGUUAAGAUCACCAAAAUAUACAUAUAUAUAUAUACAUUCAUUCAUAAUUUAAUAUAGUGGGUUUAUUGAUGAAAUAAUCCUCUCGGAUUUUCUGGUUCCUUUUUUUUUUGUUUUUGUUUUGGGCUGUUGGAUUGCUUGGUUACUCAGUACAAUUAAAGAACAUAUUCUUUCUUUCUUCUCUUGUUUUGACUUUAAAAUAACAUCAUAUAUCUUUUCUAAACAAACGUUCAUACGUCGUGAAUCAUGGUUGAAUUAGAUGACCAAACUUGUUUUGAAAAACUUGUCCACUAUAGAAAUGCACAACACUGGUUCUGCUCUGGAUUACUUGACGAAUAUCUUCGUCCAGUCUUCUUGUGGAUGGCUAAAGAGCCUUCUCCAUGCUUUGAAUGGGUAUUGAAAUGUUACAACGAGCGGCUGUGCGGUUGUACCUCUUGCAUUCAGUCGUUCUAUAAUUUGCGAGACGAAGCGUUGGCUAAAUAUUCGUACGCUUACUCUGGAGCUUCUAUGGCAAACCUCGAAAGACGAUGGGAUGACUGGAUGGUUGAUACUACACUUUCCAACUUUAAAAACGUGGAAGAAACGACACUUGAUUUCACUGCUCUUCCCUCUUUGGUGUAUAAUGUCUUCCUUAAUCCGGGUCUUAUGAGAAACCAAGAGGUAUACCGUCAAGCAUUAAGUGGAUUUGUUGAUCUUGUUUCCGACUGGUCUUCUGACACUUUCCUCCCUGGGUUUCUUGUCAUAUUUUUCGAAGAGUCUUACUCCGAAGUUCAUGAAUAUGUUAUCAAUUAUCUCAAAAGGAAUGAAAAUCUUCAUCUGACCUCUGAAGCUUUUGACGACGUCUUCUCUAUAAUUUUGUAUCAACAAAGCGAUGAAGAGAGUUCUUCCCUUCUUUCACCCUGUACUUCUGAUUUCUGGAAUCGCGCUUCUACACUUUUUCAGUUACUUCCUCUUAACUGUGUGACAAACCUAUGUGAAUCCCACUUUCGCGAUUUUUUUAUCUCCGAACUUGAUAAUGAGGCUUUUUCCAGUGAGAAGUUCGCUUGUUUGAGAGUAUUUACUAAUUCCCCUUCUUUUUGGUUUGCAUCUGACAACUUUGAUCAAUUAGAGGGAUAUCUUCAAAAAUUGUUGACGCAUGUUACAAUUGUCGACGGUGUUAACGCUUCAUCUUGUGGAUGGGCUUACGUGUUGGCUUCAUUAUUCAGAUUUUGUUUGAAUGAUUUCAUCUUAAUCUUCCCUUCUUGGCUAAAAACUUUUAUUAAUGACAACAAAGUCGUUGAUUUUAUUAUCUAUGCUUCAUUUUAUGCGUUAUUCGAUCUAUUAACAUUAGACAAUAGCUCUCCUCAUUCCCUAAAUGAAGUUUUGCUAUUGAUUGACAGAAAAAAUAUCAAUUUGUUUAGUGAAGAAUCGGAUUACUUGAAUAAUCUUAAAUUUCGAUCCCUACUAUAUGAUAUUUUAUUCAUCAGUUGGGCUCACAAAGCUCUUACUAAAGAUUCAUCCUUUAUUUUUGAUCCAACUUAUAAGGUGUCUCCAUUUUGGAAUUCGGUCGAUAUUAAGGAUGUAAAUUAUAUGAAUCGAUUCUUUGAAGGUUUGUCAUCCUGUUAUUUUGUUCAUGACAUUGAAAUAUCUGAAACGACAACGUCUGAAAAGUCUGUUGUUUUGUUCUCUGAAAUUUGGCAAACUUUAUCAAGUAACAUAAGCUCAUUCUUACAGUCAUUUUCAGAAAGGGACCCUUCGGAAAUAACCAGCUACAUGCAAAAUGAUUUGAUUUUUGAUACCCUUUUAGGACUCUUGUUAUCACCAUCUCAGCAACUUUAUGCUGACGCAUUCCGUAUAUUCCAAUCUUUCUUUGGAAAAGUAAAAAACAAGAAUGAAGUAAUGAAGAAGCUAGUUGAAAACCAUUUUGUUGGUAUUGUUCAUGGCUUGGUUGAUGCAACUCUUCAUUGGCAGUCGGCUCUCACUUUUUUCCCUGCGCUUCGAAUUAUGCGUUUUGUCAGUACUGUUAACAAAAUCUUCUCAACUGAUAACAAAAUCUGGAGCGAGAAUGAUUUAUCAAGUUUAGGUGCUUAUUGGCAAUGUAUUUGGAAUGUUUUAGACCUUGUUCACUCGAACGUCGCAAGGUGGUCUUUAUAUAAUUCAAAUGAUACUGUUAAACUAUCAAUGAAGUUAGCCUUAAAAUUAAGCACCGAUUUGUUUCAAAAUGAUGGACUUUUCAUCAAGUUCCUUGCAAAGUUUGAUGGUUUAGUCUUACUUGGUGAAACAAGUGAUGCUCUAUUUUCGUUAACCACUUGGCUUAAAAUCAAUGAUUUGGAAUUGAGAGAGCAAGUCAUCGAUACUUUGUGCAUGCUCUUUGUUAAAUACUCAAACUUUGAUUAUCUAUUUGAAGAUCGCACUAUUAAUUUCUUGACCGAGUUUAUAAUUAAAAAGCAGAAAGCACAUUUAUCGGCUGACCAAUGCAAACGCCUCGCCGAGGUGAUUGUUCAAGCUAGUCCUGAGGCUAAAAGUAUAUUGGAUGAAAACCGUCUUGCGGAAGCUCGCAAGACUAAAAAGCAAACCGAAUUGGUUAGUGGUAGCCAGUUUAAUAAAAAAGUUGAACCGCCAAAGAAGGAAAAGACUCAAAUUGUCGCUGCAUCAACUGACAAGAAAGCUCCUACUCCUAGAAUGAAAAUGUUGGAUCAACUACGACAAGAGUACAUUGCUCGUCGCGCUGGUCAUUAUGCUGCUCGAGAUGCAGCUGUAUCUUCCAGAAAAACAACUUUUGAAAACCAAAAGCCCCCAACUAAUUUAUUGACUGAGCAAGAUUCCGACAAUGAAGAAGUCGAUGAGAGUGAUAGGAAAGAAGGAUUAUUUUCAUUAGCUAAGGCUAACAAGGUACCUGAGAUUCGUCAAACGGAACGUAGACAAAUACAGCUUUUGUCUACUCCCAAAAACCAAUUGCACCCAUCUCAGGCACGAAUAUUAUCCAAUCGAAAUGCAGCUAAUACAAAGGCUCGUCUAUUUCCUAACAUGUCUGAUUUCUAUAGCGAAAUCUUAACAUGGAAUCCCAGUUAUGAAGCUGCUUCUCCUAUCCUGAAGUAUCAUACGUCUGAAGGAAAAAUUGCUGAUACAUUUAGAAGUAUUGACCAGUAUAUGGACGUUCUUCAGCCUAUGAUUUUCAUGGAAUGUUGGAGUCAAAUCCAGGCUACCAAAAAGAAUUUGAAAUUUUCUCCUGUAGAAGGUAUCAUGAUUCAGAGAACGGCUGUGAAUAACUUUGUUGAUAUUGGAAUUUCAGUAGCACCUAAAGACCUUUAUGGUUAUCCGCUCUUUGAUACUGAAAUUGUCUCUCUAGCUUUUUCAAAAGAAGAAGCACAUUCCAUGAAAGGUCUCUGUUGUUUUGCUAAAAUUGAAAAAAUUGUUCGACAAGAAAAUGGAACUCUUGUAAUUGUGAGGACUCUACCGAAAUUGGAAAUGUUGAACAAACUUCAAGGAAAUGUACCUUUGUAUUUUUUGAAAUUAACGAACCUGUCAACGUUCACCAGACAGUACGCUGCAAUUCGAGGAUUACCUUAUUAUCAUAUGGCUGAUGACAUUGUGCAGGCAAAGCCUUGUUCACAACCUAUUAAACAUUCUCCUAGUGAAAUUCAAGGAGCCAUGACUCGUUACCAAGUUAACUCUCCACAAGCUCAAGCAAUUUUGUCUUCCCUGGACAACAGCGGCUUUACUUUGAUUCAAGGUCCUCCUGGUACGGGUAAAACAAAGACAAUUAUCGGUAUCAUUACAGCAUUGUUAGUGGAUCUAAAUCGAUAUCACAUUUCUCGGCCCGGUGGUCAAAGUAGUAGUACUGAGCCUAAACAACAGAUGUUGCUAUGUGCUCCCAGUAAUGCUGCUGUUGAUGAAGUAUUGCUUCGGUUAAAGCGCGGUUUCACUCUUAGUAAUGGAGAACAUUACGUCCCGAAAGUCGUUCGUAUUGGUAACCCUGAAACAAUAAAUGUUGCUGUUCGGGAUACUUCGUUAGAAUAUCAGACUGAAAAACAACUUCUUGAAGUUAACCAAGGAGCAGUAGAUCUCGGAUCUCUUCAGGAACUCACACGUUGGCGUGAUGUUUUCUAUAAUUGUAUUCAGAAGAUAGAGGAUCUCGAAAAGCAAAUAGACGUUGCAAGAGAUAUGGAAGAAGAUACUAAGGCUUUGGGACAAGAUUUGCAGAACAGUAUUAAUGAGAAGAACUUAGCAGAACAAAAAAUUGAGGAGUUCCAAAGCCAGAGUUUUACAAAAAACAAAGAAGUUGAUCAUUUGCGCAAAAAGGCUCAAAAAGCGAUUUUAAAACAAGCAGACGUUGUUUGUGCUACUUUAUCUGGUAGUGGUCAUGACCUGGUUGCACACAGUUUUCUCAAUUUCUCGACUGUUAUCAUUGAUGAAGCAGCUCAAGCCGUGGAACUGGAUACUAUUAUACCCUUACGUUACGGUGCUAAAAAGUGUAUACUGGUUGGUGAUCCUAAUCAAUUACCACCAACAGUUUUGAACCAAAAGGCAGCCAGCUAUAAUUACUCUCAAUCACUCUUUGUUCGUAUUCAGAAACUUCAUUCCGAACAGAUGUGCUUGUUAAGUAUUCAAUAUCGUAUGCAUCCCCAUAUCAGUUAUUUCCCUAGUAUGAAAUUCUACGAUUCUCGCCUAAAAGAUGGAGAAGGAAUGGCUGAAAAGACGAAGCAAGUCUGGCAUUCAAAUAGUCAAUUUGAUCAGUACCGAUUGUUUGAUAUACGUGGUCAAGAAAGAAUAUCUACAACAUCAUCUUCAUACAAUAUUGAAGAAGUCGGAUAUGUUGUACAGAUGUAUGAAAAACUGGUUGCAUCAUUUCCGGAUGUCAAUUUUACGGGUAGAAUUGGUGUCAUUACACCAUAUCGCCAACAGUUGCAUGAGUUGCGCAAGGCAUUCAAGGAAAAAUUUGGAAAAACUAUUAUGUCCUCUGUUGAUAUUCAAACCGUGGAUGGUUUCCAGGGUCAGGAAAAAGAUAUUAUUAUAUUUUCUUGUGUUAAAAGUUAUUCUAAAUACUCAAUUGGUUUCUUAAGAGAUUUUCGUCGUCUUAAUGUUGCCUUGACUCGUGCAAGGAGUUCACUCUUUAUUGUCGGAAACUUGGAAACUCUUAAGACAGAUGAUCUGUGGGGAAGUUUGGUUGACGACGCCCUGCAACGUAAAUUAGUUGAGAGUCCUCAUUUGGGCCCUGAUGGACAAUUAAUUCUGGUUAGAAAUCCUAGCGAGAAGCGCUCCAAACCAAAAGAUUUUGAGGAAUCUCCAGGAAAAAAACCAGCCAAUUCAGACGACGUUCCUGAAUCAUCAGGAUAAAGUCGCUAUAGGAGUGAAAGAUCCUAUAUAUCGCAUACGGUACUUGCUUACUGCUCUGAGAGUUCUGAACAAAUACGUUGGCACUAUGCUGUUCAACUUGGACCGUGAAAAAUUAGUAGAUUUUUUCUACAUAGACUUAGACAAAUAGACCAAUUUAUAACAUUUACGAUUACUAUGGACAAAAUGUGUGUUUAAAAAAAUAUUAACAAUUUCAAUCGUG
Schizosaccharomyces octosporus yFS286 is the source of this 5695-nucleotide messenger RNA. RefSeq names its product ATP-dependent 5' to 3' DNA/RNA helicase Sen1. The coding region runs from base 406 to 5475 and encodes 1689 amino acids. The transcript has a single exon. The record is from RefSeq and is a predicted model, not a curated record. Gene Ontology annotation, biological process: termination of RNA polymerase II transcription. NCBI's taxonomy places the organism in Eukaryota, Fungi, Ascomycota, Schizosaccharomycetes, Schizosaccharomycetales, Schizosaccharomycetaceae. Gene Ontology annotation, cellular component: nuclear body. Gene Ontology annotation, molecular function: transcription termination site sequence-specific DNA binding; helicase activity.